This is a messenger RNA of Serpula lacrymans var. lacrymans S7.9, 788 nucleotides long. RefSeq lists its product as uncharacterized. The transcript has 5 exons. Gene Ontology annotation, cellular component: membrane; clathrin vesicle coat. The record is from RefSeq and is a predicted model, not a curated record. The coding region runs from base 47 to 679 and encodes 210 amino acids. Lineage: Eukaryota; Fungi; Basidiomycota; Agaricomycetes; Boletales; Serpulaceae. Gene Ontology annotation, biological process: endocytosis.
CAUUACAAAACUUGAACGGUGACCACAGCACCCAGAAAUCUCAUAUAUGAACGUGCUGGACGACGAAGUCGAGUCAAUUCUCUAUAUUGGUAGAGAGAUCUCAGUUUACAAGAUUCCUCCGUUGAAAGCUAACGAGGGACACCGUGCUAACGACUGGGGAGAUCUGGCACAACCACUGUGGAAAGGCAGGCUACGGAUUACAGAGAAAUCAAAUGUCGCAGCUUUGUUGUUUGAGGAUGCACAGACCGGUGAGUUAUUUGCUAGGGCAGAAUAUGACCCUCUGAAGCCAUCCGUCGAAGCUGUCCUCGAUUCUUCUCGAUACUUUGUAAUCAGAGUGGAAGAUGCGGGAAAGAAGGCUUACAUUGGGAUGGGCUUUGCGGAGCGCACUGAUAGUUUCGAUUUCAAUGUUGCGUUGCAAGAUUAUACUAAACGUUACAAAGCUAGCCUGAAUCCUCCCAGCCCUGCUUCGGAGACAUCGUCUCCUCACGUUCCCACGGGACCCAAGAAGGAUUACUCCUUGAAAGAAGGCCAAACAUUUUCCAUCUCCAUCCCUGGACGAAGUCAUAAGUCAGCCUCAGGCGCCAACCUCUUUGGAUCUGCAUCAGGGGGUUCUGGAAGUGCAGGCGGUGGGGGCAUCCCACUACUACCUCCCCCUCCUAGUGCACCAAGGAAAAGAUGAGGGUUCUAACCAAUCUCAUUUCCACCCGUUUACUCCAGGGCGAAUUCGCACCUGAUGUCUGUGGAACACCCUGUAUAAACUGUCAAUAUGAAUCAACGGAACUCAUUGG